Elgaria multicarinata webbii is the source of this 1476-nucleotide messenger RNA. Its product is annotated as vomeronasal type-2 receptor 26-like. Gene Ontology annotation, molecular function: G protein-coupled receptor activity. The record is from RefSeq and is a predicted model, not a curated record. NCBI's taxonomy places the organism in Eukaryota, Metazoa, Chordata, Lepidosauria, Squamata, Anguidae. The transcript has 4 exons. Gene Ontology annotation, biological process: G protein-coupled receptor signaling pathway. Gene Ontology annotation, cellular component: plasma membrane. The coding region runs from base 1 to 1476 and encodes 491 amino acids.
AUGAAUUGUCUCACUAUUGAUCCUGCCCCUCUUGCAUUUGAGUCAUAUCAGUCAGGGGACUUCAUUAUCGGUGGGAUGGUUUCUCAGAUUCGUACCUUUUCACCAGCAUUUAAUUUCAAGGAAUGUCCUUGGCAAGAGUUCUCUGAAUUAAGAAUGGUGGUGACAAAGUUCUACCAGCACAUCUUGGCCUUGGAUUUUGCUGUCAAUGAGAUCAAUAAGAAUCCCAAGAUCUUACCGAAUGUCACACUUGGAUUCCACAUCUAUGACAGCUACAACGAUGCUCAGAUGACCUAUCGUACCACCCUGGACCUUCUCUUCAAAUCCCACAGAUUUGUCCCCAACUAUGAAUGUGAUGCCAACAAAAAACUAAUAGCCAUCAUUGGGGCACUUGCCUUUGAUGCCUCACUACACAUGGCAAAACUAUUAAAUACCUACAAGAUUCCACAGAUCCUGCCAAUUUCUGUCUGUAGUGAUUCCUGCCAACCUGGAUAUCGGAAGACAAAGGUGGAAGGGAAGAAGUUUUGCUGUUACGAUUGUAAUCGAUGUCCAAAAGGGAAGAUUUCAAAUCAAACUACCCCUGAUGACUGCUCUGAAUGCCCAGAAGAUCUAUAUCCAAACAAAGACCAAGAUGAAUGCAUCCCAAAAGUCAUAAGCUUCCUGUCCUUUGAAGAACCCUUAGGGAAAAGUUUAGCUUCCAUUGCUGUUUCUUUUUCCUUGAUCACAGUCUUGGUGCUGCACACCUUUAUUAAGCACAGGGAUACCCCCAUAGUCAAAGCCAACAAUCGGGGCCUCACUUACACUCUCCUCAUUUCUCUCCUGCUUUGCUUCCUCUCUUCUUUGUUGUUCCUCGGAAAGCCUGAGAAACUGACUUGCCUUCUUCAACAACCAGUUUUUGGUUUGAUCUUCUCAGUGGAUGUUUCAUGUGUGUUGGCCAAAACCAUCACUGUGGUUGUAGCUUUCAUGGCCAACAAGCCAGGGUCUACCAUGAGGAAGUGGGUGGGAAAAAGGCUGGCCACCUCCAUUGUCCUUUCUUGCUCCCUCAUUCAAGUUGGCAUUUGUGUUGUGUGGCUCACAACCUCUCCCCCAUUCCUGGAUUUAGACAUGCAGUCAGUCCCUGAAGAAAUCACUAUGCAAUGUCAUGUAGGUUCUGCCAUCAUGUUUUAUCUUGUCCUAGGCUACAUGGCACUAUUGUACAUCAUCAGCUUUUCCGUGGCUUUCUUAGCUAGGAAUUUGCCAGACACCUUUAAUGAAUCCAAAUUUAUCACCUUUAGUAUGCUGAUGUUCUGCAGUGUUUGGUUGUCAUUUUUUCCAGCCUACCUGAGCACCAAGGGCAAAUACAUGGUCGCAGUGGAGAUCUUCUCUAUCUUAGCUUCUAGUGCUGGGUUGUUAGGCUGUAUCUUCUCUCCAAAAUGUUACAUUCUUCUCUUCAAGCCUGAGCUGAACAACAGGGAACUGAUAAUGGGAAGAAAGAAUUAG